Molecule: messenger RNA, 693 nt
Organism: Vitis riparia (riverbank grape)
Lineage: Eukaryota; Viridiplantae; Streptophyta; Magnoliopsida; Vitales; Vitaceae
Exons: 3
Coding region: 55-384 (109 amino acids)
Source: RefSeq, a predicted model, not a curated record
CAUACUAAAGUUAUUUGGUGCUUAUAAGGGAAUCGAUAACCCUAGUUUUAGGAAAUGGAGAUAAAAUAUUUACUCAACAUUCCAUUGACAGACUCAUCUCCUUUUGCUCUUGAGAAUAGAUCCAAUUCAGUAUAUAUGGGUUAUGAAAAAGUAGAUCUAUCCUCAAGUGCAGUUCACCUUCUAAGCCUGUGGCAUCUAGUUGAACUAAUCAAUGAACCCUUUGAUCAGUUGGGCACUGGAUUUCAGGCAUUAAUAAACCUGGCACCCUACAAGAAAAGGGACCACACCCUGUAUACUGGAAGCAUACAAAUGGGCCAGAAGGCUGAAAAGAAAGGGAAAAAGCUACUUAUGCCCCCUCCUGCCUAUACAUUAUCCAAACAAUAAACAAACUCUACAUGAGCAAAAUAUAGAUCAAAAGAAAGGGAAAAAGCUACAUAUGCCCUCUCCUGCCUAUACAUUAUCCAAACAAUAAAUGAACCCUACAUGAGUAAAAUAUAGAUCAUUUGAUGCCCUUGAGUUUGCCCUGAUUCAGGUUUGUUUUAAUUUGCUUCAUGUAAUCUAGUGGCUGCUGAGCAUCUGGUUUCAAGAACAUUGCUUUGCAUGGAUACAAAUAUUAACCUCUCUUUUCAUCUCAAUCCUGACAUCUUACUCUUAAUUUCACAUUUCAUCCUCAGAAUUUAAUUUUAUAAGAUU